AUGUCGGGGUGUACGGACCGAGACCGGCUCAAGUGCGAUGUCUGCCGUACAAUUAAUUUGGCCAGGCAUGUGAAGCAUCCGAAACCAGACAUGCAAAUCUAUGAAAAAUGUACUCCUACCCAGAAAUACAGUAUACGUGAAGAUAGUCAUCUGCAUCCAACUUGUAUAAAAGUCUGCACCAAAGAAGAGUACAAGUUGAAGAAAAGCGGCCAAGCUGUUGCUGUACCCAGAGUGCCUCACUACGUCCACGGAAAGCUAAUGUACGCCAUCAAAGCUGGCAUCAUAGUAGGUUCUCUUUACUUCACGUACACGCAAGGAGUGUGGGGUGACCAACGACAGGUUACAGAAUGCAUUCGCCGAUGGCAGGAAUACUAUCGGAGUAUCAACACAAGGCGCCCACCAAUUUUUGACAAGUGUGGUAACGUGAUUAAAAAGGAUACAGUUGAGAGUAUAUUAGGACCCGUGUAUGCAAUGUACAAAAGCGCUGUAACCACAUGUUUUGCUGGUGUUGUCAAAGUACCGCUCUUAAUCAAAUGUGCUUAUUUUGAUUACCUGAAAGCGUUGGAGAAGAAACAAGAAGAAGAAGCAAGGGAAAGGAAAUUAAAGAAAAAAUGA
This is a messenger RNA of Spodoptera littoralis (African cotton leafworm), 615 nucleotides long. NCBI's taxonomy places the organism in Eukaryota, Metazoa, Arthropoda, Insecta, Lepidoptera, Noctuidae. The record is from the annotation of a GenBank genome assembly.